AAAGGCAGCAGGAAGUGGCGUAAUGCGGGAGUGUCUCUGAAUGCGGCUCUUGCACGCACCUGCCUGCUCGGCUUCACAUUGAAAAUCCCGUUAUUCCCUCCCGGUUUAGACCUUGAAGCAGCGUGAGAGCCAUGCUGAUGGAGCGCUCUGUGUGGGCCCUGUGCGUCCUGCUGCUGCUGCAGCCGCUCCAAGGAGUCCUUUCUCAGGCUGACUUUGACCUGGCUGAUGCUUUCGAUGGUGAAGACAGUAAAGCAACACCCUCCGUUCCAACGAGGCCAGGAAAACGUGGUCAAGGAACAGGACAAGACUUUUCUUUAGAGGAUUUGAUAAACCUGGAUGCCACAGUGAGCACUACUACCACCAAGGCCCCAGCAAAGGUCAGGCCAAAGCUCCCUACAAGUACUGCAGCUUCAAAGAAGCCAAGACCUAAGCCAAUUGGGAAUGACUUUAACCUGGCAGAUGCCUUGGAUGAAAACCAGAAACCAGGAGGUGUAUUUUCUGACAGCGACCUGGAGGGUGUGAGCCGAGAUGCCGACUACAAACCUGACAAAGGAAAAGGAGGGCAUCAAAAAGGCGACACCAAUCAGAAUACCUAUGAUGAAAACAGUGCAGAGACCACUGCAGAGGUUGGAACCAUAGCAGGAAUUAUUAGUGCUGUUGGCGUGGCACUGGUUGGUGCCAUCAGCAGCUACAUCUCCUACCAGAAGAAGAAGUUGUGCUUCGGUAUACAACAGAGCCUGAACGCUGAUAUUAAUAAGGCUGAAGUUCCUGAGGGAGUGGUGGCCACAGAACCUCAUGCAGCACAACAGACCCUCCUGGACCAACCAAAGACCGGACCACCUAGUGAUGAGAAUGCAGUUUAGAACCCAGUCAGCAUAAACACGCAUUCUAACUAUCCUUUCAUGCACAUGUAGGGUAUUUACAUAGAAACAUGCGUUGCACUCUCAUUUUUAUACUUUUAUACACUGAAUGUGUACAACAUCAUUUUCAUGUGGUUGUAAGUAGACCCACUCAAAUUCAUUUCAUCAUCUUAGAUUUAGAUUUUUCAGUAGGGGAUGAAAACUAGCUUUGUGUGUGAAUUUAAUUUAAUUGUGUACAGAAAGUUGCUGUUUCCUCACGGAUAGGCAUAACAAAUGAACUUUUUUGAAUGAUUUAGUCUGUAGUUUGUCUCUGUGGUUGACCAGCAGGCUUUGAAGGUGGUACCUGUGCCUCUAUCAGGAUAAGAGCUUAGAUAAACUUCAUGCCUUGCUAAGUAGAAAAGAAAUUCUGUUGGAUCUCGCAUAUGCUGUAGAAACAUCACUUCUAAUCAAUGUGUUGCAGAAGGAAUGAAGAAAAGGUCUAGGAUAACGAUGUAGAAGCGUCCUCGGUUCUCCUUUGUCGUUUAUUUAAUUAUAAUUACUGUGAAAACUGAAACUAUGUCUCACUCACUGUAGGUUGCAAACACUGCUGCUCUUUGAGAUUUAGACAAUUUGUGCUGUCUAUAAUCAUGUAGUUAUUAGGAAAUACCAGCACCACCAGCCUCCCAGACAAGAUGGAGUUUAAUGGAGGGGCUAGAGGGCUGAUGCGCAGCUGGCCCUUUUUAAAACAGCGGGCCAUGACACAUCACCACGGCUCCCAGCAUCACGCCAGUGGGACGUUUGUACGCUCCACAUGCCUGGCAGCCUGGAUUCAGGAAACAUACAAACAACUCAUCUAAAACUCUGUUUGGUGCUGCCUGGUAAUGCUGCCUCAUGUUCUCGGUGUGCCACCGUCCACCUCUGGUGACCUCCACCAGCUGUUGGACGCUCCGACAGCGGCCUGGAGCACCGUCACUUCACCUGUGAUGCCUGUAGCUUUGCUCUUCUGUGCCUGUUCUAGACGUGAAUGCUUCUUCUUCCAAAUCAAGUGAUUUGAAUCACUUUGCUUCUGUGUAUGCAGACAAAAUGAUGUCCAAAUCGGACAGUUCCUUUGGGAAAGUUGAACCUUAAUCAGAUGAAGGAAACCUGCUUUGUACUUCGACUCAGUGCUGUUUUGAUUCUGUAUCUGAGACUGUUCCUUUGUACUUUCUGAUGCAUGUUUUUUCUCUAUAUCCUGUAUACUGUUAGCCAUUCAGUCAUUGUAAUGGACAGAAAGGACACCCUUUGUCAAUUCUAGGGCUCUUUUGAUGUGGCCUUUAGCAGGUUUUUAGUUAUUCAAAGUACAACCAAACCAGAUUUGUAAAGAAAAUCUCAGUGCAGCGCCCCAAAACCCUAGAAUUUAGAGGGAGUGUACUUUUUGUUACCACAACGUUAUCUAAAUAUUUAACCCUAAUGUUUGUUUGUAGCUAAACUCUGCUUAAGAUGUGGUAGUUAACUGAUUUCACGUGUAUUCCUACAUAAUAAUGCUCCAGUUAUUUCCGAUAUAAACUUGUAAAAUAAAGAAUAAAUAAAGAAAA
Molecule: messenger RNA, 2413 nt
Organism: Fundulus heteroclitus (mummichog)
Lineage: Eukaryota; Metazoa; Chordata; Actinopteri; Cyprinodontiformes; Fundulidae
Gene: cd99l2
Product: CD99 molecule-like 2
Exons: 10
Coding region: 132-863 (243 amino acids)
Biological process (GO): T cell extravasation; homotypic cell-cell adhesion; positive regulation of neutrophil extravasation
Source: RefSeq, a predicted model, not a curated record